CGUUGGAACUUGACACAAAUCCUCUCAGAACAGUAAACCACAUUCAAACUGUAACUACUUCCUCCAGACAUGGGUUGGACAUACUCUGUCAUUUGGUUUGUGUCUGUGUCUCUGUGUGAGUGCUUCUCGCUGCCCUACUCUGAUUCUAUAACGCAUGAUGAGGUCCAGUCCCCUCUGUAUCCCCUGCCCUACCCAACUGGUCAGAGGAAAACGUGGAAUCUGUUGGGACCUGAAGGCCACCAGAUCCAGCUGUCCAUAAAACACCUGGACAUCAAACCUUCUGCUGGCUGCUCUCAGGACUCUCUAACAGUCGUCUAUGAUCAGCAGAUCCUGGGGAGGUUUUGCGGCCAGGAGAAUUCCACUGAUCACCCAGGCAAAGAGCCGAUCCGUUCUCCUGGCAACAGACUGACUCUCAUAUUCCAGUCAUGUAACUCCACCUCAGAAGUCCAACAGCAUAUCGGCUUCUCUGCUACCUAUAAGUCAAUAGGGAUUAACUGUGGAAAACCUGACCCUCUGCUGAACGGAGGGAUGAUCAACCGGAUUGACUUUGAAAACUACUACCGCUCUGUUGUUCAGUACCACUGUAAUGAACCAUAUUAUUCCCUCCCUGAGGAUGCAAAUGCUAUAUUCACCUGCGGAGCAGAUGGAAAAUGGAAAUCCAGCAACGGCAGUGUUGUCACUCCUACAUGCAUGCCAGUUUGUGGCCAGCCAACACAACGCCUCUCUGUAUAUGAGAGGAUCAUUGGAGGCAACGAUGCUCCAAAAAAUACCAUCCCCUGGCAAGUGCUACUUAAAGUAAAUUACAUGACUGGAGGAGGCAUGGUGAGCUGGAUUAUGACCGCAGCUCAUCUUGCAACACAAGCUACCAACCCAGUAUCAAACGACACUGUGCAGGUUUAUCUGGGACAAACUGAUGUUCAGAGCUUGAUGGUUUCUCGUGUUUAUGCUGCCUCAGUCCACAUUCACCCUGAUUACAACAAACCCCAAAACGUAGACUACAACAACGACAUUGCCUUAAUCAAACUGCAAGACCCGAUCACAUUCGACGCAUCAGUAAUGCCCAUAUGUUUACCAGCACAGAAUGCCACAUAUGUCACUGGAAUGAUUGGACUGGUGUCAGGCUUUGGCGUUACACAGGAAAUGGGCCGUUCAACAAAACAGUUGAAGUACGUUCACCUCCCUGUGGUGGACCAGGAGACUUGCAGUGAAUCAUUUAAUACGUCUCAGCAGAAACGGGGCAGAGGACAAAUCCUGACACACAACAUGGUUUGUGCUGGACUUCCUGAAGGAGGGAAGGACUCCUGUAGUGGUGAUGCUGGAAGCGCCUUUGCCCUGAAGGACAAUGGACGGUUUUGGGCUGCAGGGAUUGUCAGCUGGGGGACUGGCUGUGCACAGAGGGGAUCAUAUGGAGUCUACACCAGAGUCGCUAACUACCUGGACUGGAUCACGAAGACCAUGCAGGAGAACUGACAUUUUUUCAGUUAUUCAUGAAUAAAACAAUGAUAACAUCAAAAUAAACAAAAUUAAAAAGAGAACAAAUUUUGUUUGAAAUAAAAAAUAAAACACC
Limanda limanda (common dab) is the source of this 1567-nucleotide messenger RNA. RefSeq names its product complement C1s-1 subcomponent-like. NCBI's taxonomy places the organism in Eukaryota, Metazoa, Chordata, Actinopteri, Pleuronectiformes, Pleuronectidae. Gene Ontology annotation, molecular function: serine-type endopeptidase activity. Gene Ontology annotation, biological process: proteolysis. The record is from RefSeq and is a predicted model, not a curated record.